AUGUCUCCCUCUGCCUCCGUCGUUGUUUCGCGUGCUUAUUCAUCUCCUACCACCAUGAAACAGAACCCCUUGAAGCGCAAACGCAACGACGAGCAUGAACAAACCAAGCCACGUCCACCUUCCUGGGAGGCUCUAUGCGUUCUUGGCCCUUACAUGGACCCGGAGACACUCGCCGUCGCCUCUUGCGUCUCAACAACGUGGUUAGAAUGUUUCUCCUCUGACGAUCUAUGGAAGGCUCUCUUAACCUCGCGGUCCUCACAACGCUCUUCUCCUUAUGAGAUCGUACUGAACAACAACACGGACAACAUCUCGUGCAAACACCUUGUCUCCGCCGUUGAAACCGACGCCAAACGCCGCCGCAUAGAUCAAGUCGCUGAACCCGUCAAGAUAUCCCUCACUGAUCUCAGCUUCAUCGUCCACGCAUCCACCAAGACAAAGAAAGCAUCGGUUUACAAAAAAGGUCAAGAUCUUGAGUUUGGUCCUAACGACAAGUUCCAGAUUCAAGUCGACGUAAGCAACGCAGCUAUCACUGCCGGUGAGGACGACGUAAGGAUGACGUGGCAAGUCAUGUACAAAGGAAAGUUCUUCACGCUAGCGGAUACUACAAGAUCGUUGGACACAAAGCAUGGGUGGUUCACCGAUGAACUUGAGGACAAGUGUAACCGGAAGCUAGUUGGUGACGUGAAGCCAAGUUUUAACGGUGAAGAUGUUCUUGAGAAAAUUGGGUUUUCGAUAGUAGACUCUGACGGCUGGGGAUCUCUGUUACUUGACGGGUUCUUGAGAUAUCUUCAGAGGUUUUUGUUGGAAUAG
Messenger RNA from Eruca vesicaria subsp. sativa (arugula), 810 nucleotides. The record is from the annotation of a GenBank genome assembly. Lineage: Eukaryota; Viridiplantae; Streptophyta; Magnoliopsida; Brassicales; Brassicaceae.